Messenger RNA from Zophobas morio, 2281 nucleotides. RefSeq lists its product as uncharacterized. The transcript has 9 exons. The record is from RefSeq and is a predicted model, not a curated record. NCBI's taxonomy places the organism in Eukaryota, Metazoa, Arthropoda, Insecta, Coleoptera, Tenebrionidae. The coding region runs from base 1390 to 2196 and encodes 268 amino acids.
UUAAAAUUUGUUUAAAAUUGUUGUUUUUGUUCUCUUCGAUAAAGAAAUGGCAUAUUAUUGUACUUUUUUAAAAACAAACCGAUUUAAUAGGAAUGUUAUUAAUCAACAUAAAACCUGCUCGAUUUGAUUUUACGGUAUGCAACGUAUGCAACUAUUUAUACAUACAACUGCGCGCGGUUGUAGUCUUGUCGCAUGGUCUUUUUGACGUUUACUGUUUGAGAGAAGAGAAUAGGUUAUUAUUAGUAGAUAAAAUGAAUAUGAAAAACACGAUAAGCAAUUUUCGCCAGUUUGCCCGUGAACGACGCAAAAUAAGGUUAAUGAAAACAAAAAUGGCCAGUUUCAUCGUAAAAUAUCAGAAAGGAGAGUCACCUCAACUAGAAAAUGUCACGGUGACAGUAGAACCAAGUGCAAUUUUUUUUCGUAAUUCCAACGACGAAGGUUUUUCGUUUGUUGACGACAGAGAUAUUGAAGCAUUUGAUGACACAGAACCGAUGGAAGUCACCCUAUUUCUGCGACGGCAAGCAGACAUACAGUUAGUAUUCAGAGAGCCAAUCCAACAAGAGGCGUUUAUUACUGCCCUUGUUGCCUUCUUAGGGCACAGCAAUAAUGGAACUCCAGAUUCAGGAAGAUCAACGUUGUCGUAAUAAAUAAAUAUUAGAUUUCAAAAAAAAAUUUGUUGAAUAAAAAAUAGGUACCUUCAACUUUUAACUUUUUUAAAAACAAGGGAAAGUCUGAAAAAUAUUAAUUUUAAAAUAUACUUGAAAACAAGGUAAAAUCUAAUUUUGAGUGUUUUUGAAAGGGAAAUUCGCUUCGCUCAUGAGGAGUUUGUCCGAAUUUUGACUUUUUAAACAAGGGUGACUUCGAAAAACCGGGCAAAUUCUUUAAUAAUUUUAACUUUUUAAAAGUUAUCUUGAAAACCAGGCUGAAAUCAUUAAAAAUGUGUUGUGUUCUGAGGGGGCCAUUUAAAAAAAUGUUAAUUUUAAAAAGUACCUUAAAAAACGGGAGUCUUUUCACGAUUUUUCUGCUUUUCUGUUAACCCUUAAAAAUCGGGGUGUUUUCCUUAAAAAGUAGCUGUGUUCUCAAGGGGCCAUGUUAGUAGUAUAAAUGUAUCUGUAUUUCACAUUAGUAUAUAUAAGGUAUCAUAUAUAAAUAUAUGACACUUUUAUUCUAAAGUAGGACGAAGUUUCACGUCAAGUUUACAAAAUUUAUAAAUUUUGACCAAAACUGCAGAAAUCAGCAACUUGUACAUAUAAAUUUUAUCGUUAAAAUGUCGAUUUGUAAACUCAGUGUUGUCGCAGUUUUAUAGCUGUUUAUUAUUAACAUGAUGUUAAAAUGCAGAAGUAAUGCCUACAAAAAAUUUAGCGUGCAGGUUGGAACCAAAUUAAAUUUAUGACUGAGAAUGCCUAUUCUCCACACGGAAUGAAAUUAUUAGUAACUACCAAAAGUUCACAUCCAAAACCUUACUGGGCGAUCGACAAAGUCAGAUUAUGUCGAAAAAAAGAAUUUAGAUUUUUGGAUUUAGCAGAAAAGGUACCGUGUCAAUUGAUAUCUGACUCUGAACAAAUUGUUAAUUUUAAAAAUGAGUCAGAAGCUAAUCUUAACAGCAACUGUCCGGAAGACGCGAUUGGAGAUUUUUGUAUGCCGUGUAGCUGGAUCUUUGACGAAUGUAAACAAAUUACAGUUUGCAAAGGGCACAAGUGCGUCUGUUCUGCUGGCUAUCACGGCGAAAAAUGUUAUUACAAAUGUGGUGACAAGACUUACGGGCAUGGAUGUCAAAAACAGUGCGGAAAAUGCUAUUACUCUUAUAGAGUGGGCUAUUCCUGUGACCAUGUUAACGGAAAAUGUCCUUCAUCACAUUGUGAAGAGAGCUAUUCUGGUCCAAAAUGUGAUAUACCACCACCAGCAAUAUUCGCGAAGCCUCCCGAAAUAAUUGAAAUCUCGUACACAGAAGCCACUGUCGAAGUUUCAAAUUUUGAAGUUGAAAAUUAUGGACCUCACGUGACACCACAACUUUACACAAUCCAAUACAAAACAGCCGAACCUUCGGAUGCUAAUUGGAGACAAAUGAAUGAUCAGUAUGUUAGAAUCCUUCGGCGCCACUCUGAGAACUUUGUUGUUGACAAUAGUCAAUACAUGUUUCUGCUAGAAGCAGCCCACAACUAUCUGAAGGAGUUUAGUUUAUAUGAAGUGAGAUAAAAUAACAACAUUAUAAUUAUAUAUGUCAAAAAAAUAUAAUUCUAUGAUACUCUAAAAAUAUUAAAUAAUACAAAAAUCCUAUAAA